This is a messenger RNA of Puntigrus tetrazona (Sumatra barb), 6050 nucleotides long. RefSeq names its product homeodomain interacting protein kinase 1a (gene hipk1a). Lineage: Eukaryota; Metazoa; Chordata; Actinopteri; Cypriniformes; Cyprinidae. The transcript is spliced from 18 exons. Gene Ontology annotation, cellular component: PML body; nucleus; cytoplasm. Gene Ontology annotation, biological process: smoothened signaling pathway; peptidyl-serine phosphorylation; intrinsic apoptotic signaling pathway in response to DNA damage by p53 class mediator. The record is from RefSeq and is a predicted model, not a curated record. The coding region runs from base 348 to 3761 and encodes 1137 amino acids. Gene Ontology annotation, molecular function: protein tyrosine kinase activity; protein serine/threonine kinase activity; ATP binding.
UGGAGUCCGUUUAAUGUCCUACAUUCCUUUCCAGGUCUCAGUCAUAAUUCUGUGCGCUGCCCUUGCAGAAUAUUAAUGUGUAACGAUGGUGUUGACGGUACGUUGGACUGUGUCUAACAAUAUUAGACAACCGGAAGCUCGUCGGCUCGAAUAAGGCGACGUUUUUACGGAGGGACAUUUUUAUAUUAAAAAAAAAAAAAAGAGAGAGGGAGAGAAAACAAUGAGGCCUAAUAGGAGAGAUGAGGAACAAGUGUCAAGCUGAGGAAUUCAACACACAGCAGCACGUCGGGUUGUAUUUCCGCAGCCAUCGAACUGUUUGACACAACAGUCUCGGUGUGUUGACUGGCAUGUCACAAAUGCAGGCGUUUUCCUCUCCCUCCGUGUCCUCCAGUGGCCUGUCGCGCUCCAAGAAACUGAAGUUGGAAAACCACGCAUGGAACGUGAGCAGCCAAUCAGGUGAGAGCGGCUACUACCAGCACAGCCCGAACCAGCCGAAUGGCUCCUCCCCCUCCACAUCUGGAUUCAACCCCAGUUACAACUCCUCCAGCGUGGUCUUUCCUCCUCCUGGAGGCUCGCGGGAGCAGACAGUGGUACGCGCCGCAGACAGCACCGGCAGCGUCCCGGAGCCUUCAUCGUCCUCCUCGUCAUCGUCCGCGUCCAGUCAGCGUGGAAAAGAUGCGGGCUCCGCCUCCCUGACGUGCGAGGGCUAUCAGAAGCAGGGCAGUCUGAAGCGGAAAAGCGAGGAGGUGGACAGCAGCGACAGCGUGCAGAUUUUGGAGGAGCUGUCUGCUCCCGUGCUCCCCAACCGCGUGGCCGGAGGCGGAGGCAAUGCCACGGCUCAGUCCAUCGCUCACUCCACGUCCACCACCAAGAGCAGCAACUCUCACAGCGAGGGCGACUACCAGCUGGUGCAGCACGAGAUCCUCUGCUCCGUCUCCAACAGCUACGAGGUUCUGGAGUUCCUCGGACGGGGCACGUUUGGGCAGGUCGCCAAAUGCUGGAAGCGUGGAACCAACGAGAUCGUGGCCAUUAAGAUUCUCAAGAAUCAUCCGUCGUAUGCCCGCCAGGGUCAAAUAGAGGUGAGCAUCCUCAGCCGUCUGAGCACAGAGAAUGCAGACGAGUUCAACUUUGUGCGCUCUUACGAGUGCUUCCAGCACAAGAACCACACGUGUCUGGUGUUCGAGAUGCUGGAGCAGAACCUCUACGACUUCCUCAAGCACAGCAAGUUCAGUCCACUGCUCCUCAAAUGUAUCCGGCCGGUCCUGCAGCAGGUCGCCACGGCGCUGAUGAAGCUGAAGAGCUUGGGUCUCAUCCACGCUGAUCUGAAGCCUGAAAACAUCAUGCUGGUGGACCCCAUCAGACAGCCCUACAGAGUCAAAGUCAUUGACUUCGGUUCAGCGAGUCAUGUCUCGAAGGCGGUGUGUUCGACCUACCUGCAGUCUAGAUAUUACCGGGCGCCUGAGAUCAUUCUGGGCCUUCCGUUCUGUGAGGCCAUUGACAUGUGGUCACUGGGUUGUGUCAUUGCUGAGCUGUUUUUGGGCUGGCCUUUGUAUCCAGGAGCCUCAGAAUACGAUCAGAUUCGGUACAUUUCCCAGACUCAAGGUUUGCCAGCUGAGUAUCUCCUGAGCGCCGGCACUAAAACCAGCCGUUUCUUCCACAGAGGUCCAGACUCCAGCUACCCUCUCUGGAGACUCAAGACUCCUGCAGAGCACGAGGCAGAGUUUGGGAUUAAGUCCAAAGAGGCUCGCAAAUAUAUCUUCAACUGCCUUGAUGACAUGAUGCAGGUCAACAUGACUAACCUGGAAGGCACGGACAUCUUAGCGGAGAAGGCCGAUCGGAGGGAGUUCAUUGACCUGCUAAAGAAAAUGCUAACUCUGGACGCAGACAAGCGGAUCACGCCCACCAAGACCCUCAACCACCCGUUUGUGACAAUGGCUCACCUGCUUCACUUCCCACACAGCUCACACGUGAAGUCCUGCUUCCAAAACAUGGAGAUCUGCAAGCGCAGGUGCACCGCUUUCGACAACAACAAAAACCUGUUCGCCAGCCACAACGCCCCCAGCGCAGCCGCCAACCUCACCGUCACCUUCAGCAGUCAACUCAAUCAGCACAGCCAGAUGGCCUCCACGGGGGGCCAGUCCCUGUCUCUUAGCAGCAACGUCCCUUUACUGAACUACCAGCCUGGUCUGUACCAGCAGGCCACUAUAAAUAUACCAGGCUUGGCUCAGCAGGGUGUGCCAUUGCAGGCUCGCCCUACUCAGCUGUGUGCCCAGACAGAGCCUUUCCAGCAAACCCUCAUUGUGUGCCCUCCCACCAUCCAGGGGCUGCAGACCUCCAAUAAACAUGCUGGAUAUCCAGUGAGAAUGGAUAACUCUGUUCCCAUAGUGCCCCAGAACCAGUCCACCCAACCUCUACACAUUCAGCCCAGCAUGCUCACACAGUUCCUCCACACAUCCCUCUAUCCCUUCCCCAACCAGAGCAGCAGCAGCACGCCGCUGACGGUGGCCUCCCUGCGUCUUCCAGUGGCGGGAAUGACGCCGCUGGCCUUGGGCUCUCGGCGUCUGGAGCAGAGUGCCACCAUGCUGCAGGGCUGGCCAGCAGGGACUCAGCAGAUCCUCAUUCCUUCUUCAUGGCAGCAGAUGUCAGGAAUGACCAUGCACAAUCCCAGCCAACCUGUGCUUUCCGACUCACCCAUGAGCUCUCUGCUCUCGGACAACAGCACACAGCAGAACAGCAGCUGGAGGGGUCGACAUGGAGGUCAGUGCGAUGGGACGCAGCAGGGCUCUGCGCAGGGGCGUAACGUGAGCACACAGCCCUCCCACACAGGGCCAGCCAGCAGUCGAGCACAGCAGAGCGGACUGAAGAGGUCGAAGGGUCGACACGCUGAGAGCAAAGCCAGACCCACGUCGUCCCAGCAGCCGUCUUCUUCAGUAGCGCACAGCUGUGGUGACGCGUCCCAGCCCAUCAUCAUAUCUGACACGCCCAGCCCAGCCGUCAGCAUCAUCACCAUCCACAGCGACACCGAGGACGAGGACGACAGGAAGUAUCCUCCUGAAAGCUGUAGUGUGAACCAGCGCACAAACGUCAUCAGCUGUGUGACUGUGCAUGACUCCCAGGACUCAGACUCCUCCACCAGCACCCCUCUCAGCCCCAAACGCCUUCCCAGCACACACUCCAAGUCUCUAGCCGUGGUCACGCCGUCAGUGAAAACACAGCUCUGGGAUGGAGCGUCAGGAGAGCAAAGUACUAAUAGUUCUGGGAAAUCAAAGAAAGGAACGGCUUUACAGUCCAGCGAGCGGCAUCAGAGAGCGGCGUCCAACAGAUCUCAGCCUCUCAACCUGAGCCAGGCGCAGCAGUCAAUGAUGUCAUCACAUGACCGCGCAGGGGGCGGAUCCCUGAGGCGCCAGCCCACCUACCCCCCUACAGGCCCCUCCCACUCCUACAGGCUUCAUGAAGCGUCGCUCUUCGGCUCCACCUCCAGUCUGUACGCGUACCCUGCGUCUGCAGCCCUGGCCUCGGUGUCGCAGGCCGUGGACCAGCUGCACACUUCGGCCACUUCCUCCUGCUCCUCUUCCUCCGGCCGACACACUCGCACCGCCGGCCCGUACUCGGCCUCCCUAAGCCUUCUGCAGAAGAACAGUGCCAUGGGCGUCAUGUGUCAGGCGUCAGCUCCGUACCAGCAGCACACCACACCGUCCUACCAGCGGUCCGCAGCGUUUCCCCUCAGCCAGAGGAAACUCAACCAGUACCCGUACCUGUGAGGAGCACUCGUCUCAUGCGCGUGGAUACAUGGAAAACGACAGAAUGGUGUCAUGGAUGUUCACGUGGAAAUGCCAUUUUAGCUUUGCAUAUUUUAUUUUAGUCUUUUGUUUUCUUUUAUGCAUUUCAGUGCAGAACGUCUUAGAUUUUAGAUCAUUUCAAAAACCAUGCCGUAAACGAACAUUAUGCGGUUUCUUAAAAUAUCACCUGCAGAGAAGCCUUUAAACACAACUUUGUGUUGUACUAGAAAAAAAAACAUGGCUGUUUUUUUCCCAAAGCGACUUACAAAUGAAAAAUACAACAAAGUGAUUCAUACCGAUGGUAUAAUAUUAUUAUACCAUAAUUAUAUAUCCCAUUUUUGCAUAUCUCUCUUGACUUCGAUUGAACUGCCAAAAAUUAAGAUUUAUUUUGGCUAAGUUUUCAUGCAACGGCAUUCAUGAAUAUUAUUAUUAUUGUUACUACUACUGCAUAAUCUGCUUAUGCUUUUGGGUAAAAACAUUAUUAUUUAAUAUUAUUAUUAUUAUAUAUUUUUUUUAAGAUUUACAUUUUUGAUAUUAUUUUCUUUACAAUUAAGCAUCCUUUCCCCAACUAAUUAUUAAUGCCAUAAUGAAAAAAUCUCAUUAUUAUUAUUAAAGGUAAAAUAAUUAUAUAUAUAUAUAUAUAUAUAUAUAUAUAUAUAUAUAUAUAUUAUUAUGUAAGCUUUAAAUCAAAACUAUUACUGUUCAAAUUUAUUAUCAUUAUUGUAUUAUUAUUUAUAUCUUUAUUUUACUGGAAAAUCUGCUUGCAUACUGCAUAAAAUAAUCUUCUCCCUUGCAGAACUCAAUACGAAUACGGUGUGGUCAUGUGACAUCAGUGUGGCAUACUAUCGUUUACAUUUAUUUAUCAUUGCAUAAUACGAUCUAAUUUGCAUAAAGUGCAGUAUGCUGAAUGCAGUGUAUACUGGCCAGUAAGCAGUAUGCUAGUAUUCCAUUCUAAACAAAGCCCAUGCUGAACGUGUUCACUGAAAGUGUUAAUGACCUUUAAAAUAGCCUUUUUAAAAUCUGGUUUGAUCUGGUAAUUAGAGAAUUAUAUUUCUUAAAUAUUUAAGCUGUCUUUGGGACGUGCGUCAGCAGACGGUAGAUAUCUCCUAGAACGGCUAAAAUGAUAUUUAUAAGUGUUUCAUUGACGCCUGCCCAAUUAUAAAAAUGUGUUGAAAUGAUACAUGAAUGAUGUCCCUGUGACAACACUAAAGCAUUCGGUUACGUUUGUUUCGGUUAUAAUUUUUCAGCUGUGACAGGAUGUCAUCACAGACUAGAAACUGAUCAAGACAAAAUACCAGGAGAGAGUCAGCUAAAUAUUUUAAAUGUCAAAUUUAUGCUGAAAUGUAUUCCUUAUUAAAUUAAAAUGGUUAUUACUAUUAUUAUUAAACAAUUAGUUUACUUAGUCACAAAGUAACCAUAAGAAUAUGUUUUCAAAUAUUUUCUUUUGAUAUAUAAUGUAAUAAGUCUCAUAGUUUGUGACAGAGCUCUGUAGUUGCACACUAAAUAAUCAAGGUUUUGCUUUCAGUAUAACUUUCAUUGUGCUUUUAUUUAUUUACUGAAUAUAUGUGGACUUCUAAUGAUGUAUGUAAAAUCUAAAAUUAAUUGUUCUUUCUUUUAAGUCAAUUUGAGUUCUCUUUAACUUUGUAUUUUUUUUUAUUUUUUUUUUUACAUUGGUUUAAAAGUAUCAUUUUAUUUGACUAGCACUUAUGUUUAUUACUUGAUUUGUAUUUGUAUUUUCUCCAUGAAAUAAGAGUGAAUUUGUCAGUGAGAUUCAUCAGGAUGGUUACUCGUCAUUUGUUCUGUAAUGUCCUCAGCACAACAUGAUAUGUCUAAAAGAUUAGUGUUUGGAUGGUGUGUGUGUGUGUGUGUGUGUGUGUGUGUGUGUGUGUGUGUGUGUGUGUGUGUGUGUGUGUGUGUGUGUGUGUGUGUGUGUGUGUGUGUGUGUGUGUGUGUCUGUGUGUGUGUGUGUGUGUGUGUGUGUGUGUGUGCGUGUGUGUGUGAGAACUUGCCCUGCUUGCACAGUGAAAUCCGAGCAGGACCUCACAGAUUAUCAGACUAUUUAGAUAAACAGAUGGUUAACAUGUUAGCUGUUCAUCUCAGUUGAUCUUAGAGCACUUCGUGUGUGUGUGUGUGUGUGUGUCGUACUGAGCUUGUCUCGUGAAUGUUGCCGGGAUUCUUGGCUUUGGUGCAAUGAUGGCUGUUUAUACUGUUUUAUCACCAUGUGAAGUGGAGUGCAGAGUAGAUGAAAUCACAAUAAACUUUCAUCCAGAA